Naegleria fowleri is the source of this 1812-nucleotide messenger RNA. RefSeq lists its product as uncharacterized. The coding region runs from base 1 to 1812 and encodes 603 amino acids. NCBI's taxonomy places the organism in Eukaryota, Heterolobosea, Eutetramitea, Acrasida, Naegleriidae. The record is from RefSeq and is a predicted model, not a curated record. Gene Ontology annotation, cellular component: Set1C/COMPASS complex. Gene Ontology annotation, molecular function: histone binding. The transcript is spliced from 6 exons.
AUGCAACCACGUUCUCAACGAUUGGCGGACGAUUAUAAAGAAGCCUUUGCAUCAUCCGUUUGUAGGAGUAACCACAACAAACACCCGAGCUCAUCCACCAUGCCCGUGUCAUUCACACGACAAUAUUUCAAAGAACAGCUGGACCUUCGGGAUGAAACAGAACGGAAUCAUGGCAUGUUUCAACACGUAAUACUUUUGCAAAAAGAAUUAGAAAAGAGGACCAAACGACCAUCCAUAGGCGAUCCCACUCUGGCUGGUAUGGACCACCCACAGUUGUCGGAUCUUUCAAAAAACUCUCAACUCGAGUGGUUAAAAUCACAAUUUCUGGAAGUCAUGAGAGAUAAAGCUCGAAUGAUGGAUCAAUUGACUGAACUCAACAAUAAUUUACAAGUUUCCGAAAGGAAAUUGGAAGUCAUGUCGAAAGAGAAACGAGAACUCGAAGAGAAAAACAAAAAUCUAAAAGAACAAGUAGAAAUUCAUAAAAGAGAAGCAGAUUUCUUUUUAAUUGAAAUUGAAAGAAGAGAUGCAGAAAUUAAAUCAAUGGAUAAUUAUCAGAAAAAGUAUUUGAAAGAAGUUGAUUCUAUUAAAUCAAAAGAUCAAAUUUUGAAUGGGCAGAUUAAGCAACUUCAAGCAUCAUUAAUUCACAUGUCAAAUUAUAUUCAAAAAUUAACCUUGGAAUAUAAGACUCAAAUGAUGCAUAUUUGUAAGGAGCUAGAGCAAGAACAACAAAAACGAUUUAAUUUGGAACAACAAUUAGCAAUGAAUAUGUCACUUCAAGAUACAAAUUCGUCAAUAGCGGCAGCUCAUAAUUACUCUGAGAUGUCCAAUUUAUUGCUGGAGAAGUCAACAAAUAAUAGUGAAAAGUACGAGCAUGUAUUGACCCAUAAAGGACAUGACACGCCCAUUCAUUGUGUUUGCUUUGGUUCAGACCCAAAUAUUUUAGCUUCUUCCGAUGAUAGCGGCUGUGUAAAUAUUUGGAAGUUUUCAGAAGAAAAUCCUGGGUUGUAUAACGUUGAAAGUUUGCAAGUCUCAACUCAUGCAAUUACAUCUGUUUGUUUUUCUGAUGAUUGCUCUAAAAUAAUAACAAGCUCAAAGGAUGGAAUUAUUCGAAUCAUUGGAGCACGAAAAUCAUCUGCUUUUUCAAGUCUGAAGGGACAUACCUCUCAAAUUACCUGUGCCAUAUUUGUAAAUAGUGACAAUCAAGUAUUUUCUGGCUCUAAAGAUAAGACCAUGAAACUAUGGGAUAUCUAUGAACAAAAGUGUAUCAAAACGUUUCUACCUGGAAGCUGUUGCAACUCAAUGCAAAAUAUUACAGAUAGUUUGGUGAUCUCUGGACAUUUUGACAAAACUCUCAAAUACCAUGAUUGGAGACAGCAACAAAAGGUUUGGGAGACACAAACCGAUCAUACUGAACCAAUUGUUUAUGUAUCAAUAUCUUACGACCGUAAUUUCGUUUUGACCAAUUCUCGUGAUAAUACUUUAAAAAUUUUUGACUUGAGAAUGAAUAGAGAGAUACCACCUCAUCAAACCUUAACAGAUCCUCAAUACUUUUGCAGCUCGGAAAAUCUAACAAGAGCGCACUUUAAACCAUUCUCAUCAACAAUUGUUGCAGUUCCCUCUUGUGUCAACUCAUUUACAGAAAACAGUGCGAAUGGUAUUUUUAUUUUUGAGCUCGGUAACACCUCCUCAGCUUAUCAAGUUCUUUUACACCAAAGCAGAGUGAAUGACCUUUCGUUUUCUCCGACUGGUUCUGCAAUAGUAGCGGCAAGUACUAGUGGAAAUUUAGAAGUUUACAAACAAAUAUCCAUGUAA